Oncorhynchus gorbuscha (pink salmon) is the source of this 3364-nucleotide messenger RNA. Its product is annotated as solute carrier family 25 member 36-A-like. Gene Ontology annotation, biological process: pyrimidine nucleotide import into mitochondrion. The record is from RefSeq and is a predicted model, not a curated record. Gene Ontology annotation, cellular component: mitochondrion. Gene Ontology annotation, molecular function: pyrimidine nucleotide transmembrane transporter activity. Lineage: Eukaryota; Metazoa; Chordata; Actinopteri; Salmoniformes; Salmonidae.
CUAUCCUCCCUCACUGUAGCGAUGAACAGAUAAGAGAUGCGAGCGAGGGUGACUGUAGCAAAUACCGAUGGAUAGAACUGAGAAUACGCAGAACAUGUUAAUUUAGAAUUCCUCAUGUUUUGUAGUUUAACGUACAUAGGAAUUAAAAUAAAACCUGACCGUUCAAAGAGGGGAUUGUACGAAACAGAAGGGUUUGUGUGACGUUAGAUGACUAGCUAACGUUGGGCAACGUUAAUCAAAUCAGUUUUACUGAUUUUCUAACCGACGUUGCCGAUAUUACGAAGUGCGCAUAUCGUCAUCCAACCCGGUCUUCGUCAUUGACGCAGUCCGAAGAGUGUACUGGUUCGGAGAAUGCCAAAGAAUGAGUCAAAGAGAUACCCUGGUUCAUUUGUUUGCCGGAGGGUGUGGGGGAACAGUGGGUGCUAUUCUGACUUGUCCACUGGAAGUGGUAAAGACCAGACUACAGUCCUCUCAUGUCACCUUCUACAUCUCUGAGGUGCAGCUCAGCACCGUCAAUGGGGCCAGUGUGGCCCGCAUGGCCCCCCCGGGACCCCUCCACUGCCUCAAGUUGAUACUGGAGAAGGAGGGACCGCGCUCGCUGUUCAGAGGCCUUGGGCCCAACCUGGUGGGUGUGGCUCCUUCCAGGGCCAUCUACUUUGCAUCCUACUCCACUGCCAAAGAGAAGCUGAACGGCGUGUUUGAGCCCGACUCUACACAGGUCCAUAUGGUGUCUGCAGGCCUAGCAGGGUUCACUGCUAUCACGGCGACCAAUCCCAUCUGGUUGAUCAAGACCCGGUUGCAGCUGGAUGCCAGAAACCGUGGCGAGAGGCGCAUGAAUGCGUUUGAGUGUGUGCGGCGGGUCUACCAGGCGGAGGGCUGGCGGGGCUUCUAUCGGGGUAUGUCUGCCUCGUAUGCCGGCAUCUCCGAGACUGUCAUCCAUUUUGUCAUCUAUGAGAGCAUCAAGCGCAAGCUGAUGGAGUCCAGGGCCCAGGCCAGCAUGGAUCAGGACGAGGACGAGUCGGUGAGGGAUGCCUCAGACUUUGUGGGCAUGAUGCUGGCCGCCGCCACCUCCAAGACCUGUGCCACCUCUCUCGCCUACCCCCACGAGGUGAUCCGCACCCGGCUACGAGAGGAGGGCAGCAAGUACCGCUCCUUCUUCCAGACAUUACUGACAGUACCUAAGGAGGAGGGCUACCGCGCCCUGUACCGUGGUCUCACCACCCAUCUGGUCCGCCAGAUCCCCAACACCGCCAUCAUGAUGUCCACCUACGAGAUGGUGGUCUACAUGCUACAACGCUAGCCCCUCCCCUUCCUGUCUGGAGAGAAAGUAGGAAGUGACUGACUUGGUUGGGCAUAUCUAAGAUGGAGACCAAAGGAAAACUGAUAUGGACCAGAACCAAGAAGAAAGAACAGGAGCCCCCCUACUCCCCAUCCAACAACCUCACACCCUAAUCCUACAGGUUGACCCUCAAGGGGGCUCUAUGGUCUGGGGACAGAGAGAAACAGUUGGGUCAGUCUUUUUAUAGAGCCUGUCAAACAGGAGAUGUCUCUGAAGGAAAGACGGAUAUCAUGUUGUGGCCUUUAAAGAGUUUUAAGUUUGUCGCUGUGUCUUUUGUAGAAUGAAACCAAACUGCUUUAGCCUGUAUCGGAAAUUACAAUCUGAAAGGGAAUGUUUGAAAACAAUCGAUCAAAAACUGCUGUCAUAACACUGAAGAUUACAUAAAAUUCUCCAGUAGAUGCAUUUGAUUAAAUUAGUGCUUUUUCACUAGGAUUUAACAUGUAAGCUAAUAUUUGAAACGAGCUUAGCAUGCUCUGUUUCAGUAACUUGAAACCAAGUUUGGUGGAUGGGUAUCUUUAUUUUCAACUGAUUCCCCCCCAGAUCACUUUUUCAAGCAAUAAUUUUGCUAGGACUGUUUGAGUGGGGAGGGGAAAGCUAGCUACUAUUGGAAGAGAGGUUUGGAACUCUUUCUUAUUGGUCUAUUAACUGAUUUCAAAGCUCCAUCCCACCUAAACAGGCCGAAAUUUCAGGUCUCUUCAAACAGCUCUUACACUAAAAGGGCAUUAUCAUAAUUUUUACAACUUCACAAUAUUCCAACCUCCAUUGUGUAUAAAACACAGUAAAAUAAUGUUUUUGACUGCACUGGGCCUUUAAAAUCUUGUCACAAUAAAGCAAACGCCAACCUAGUGUCUUAAUAGGGCGUUGGGCCACUACAAGCAACCAAAACCGCUUCAAUGCGCUUUGGCAUCGAUUCUGUGUCUGGAACUCUAUUGAAGGGAUGCGACACACAUUCUUUCAGGAGAAAUGUCAUAAUUUGGUGUUUUGUUGAUAGUGGUGGAUAAUGUGGUCUCGGGCGUCGCUCCAUAAUCUCCAAUAAGUCUUCAAUCAGGUUGAGAUCUGGUGACUAAGCCCUCUAUUUUCCUAUGAAACUCCUCUUUUAAAGUCCCUGAGAAAAAACUGGGCAUUUUUAUACAUGACCCUAAGCAUGAUGGGAUGUUAAUUGCUUAAUUAACUCAAGAACCACACCUGUGUGGAUGCACCUGCUUUCAAUAUACUUUGUAUCCAUCAUUUACGCAAGUGUUUUCUUUUAUUUUGGCAGUUUACCUGUAUAUCAAAAGAAAAUAGCAAGCAAACCAUACAUGCACUACAACGAGUUUGUCUUCAAGCAUUCCCCUGAAGGUUCGAGUUUCCCGUUAUAGUCUGAAGCAUUGCAUAUGGUGCACUGCUGCACAAGACUAGUGAUCGCCGAUCACAACACAUGCCUCACACUUAACCAGUGGUUUAUUUGUUUUGAAAGCCGACUAUCAUUUCAGUGUUUUUGUAUAACGGUAUUGUUUCUCUGAUACUAGUCAUUGUGAAGGACCUAGUUGUCUCGUGAAUGAACUAGACUUCACUACCCUAGAAGGGUACCAACAUUUAGCAGGUUAGAGAUCUAUAUAUCGGUGUGAUGCCGCUACUUGAUGAUAAUUUAAGUGUUGAAGCAAGGUUGUGUUAAUGUUUAUUUCAUCACUACUCCCAACCUGAGUGUUUGCAAGACUCUGUGUGUGUGUGUGUGUGUGUGUGUGUGUGUGUGUGUGUGUGUGUGUGUGUGUGUGUGUGUGUGUGUGUGUGUGUGUGUGUGUGUGUGUGUGUGUGUGUGUUGCUGUGCAUUUGACUCCGUUUGUGUAUUUUUGUGUGUUUGUGGGGUGAGAGCGAACAUCCCUGAUAUCUGGUAGAGUUCCCUCCACUAAAAGUGAAUCAUGUAUACUGAACAAAAAUAUAAAUGCAACUGUUUUUACUGAGUUACAGUUCAUAUAAGGAAAUCAGUCAAUUGAAAUAAUUGUAUGAGGCCCUAAUCUAUGGAUUUCACAUGACUGGAAAUACAGA